CUGUUGUUUGUAUAUGACUGUAACCCUUCUCUCCUUCCUCUUUCUUUUCUCCUUUACUGUCCCUCUAUCUUCAACUUUCUCUUUGCCUUCUGUCUUUUUGCCUUUCCCCUGCUCUCUCUGUCCCUCCACUCUCUGGUUCUUUCUGUUCCUCUCUUCCAGUACUGCGCAUUCCUCUCCCUUUUGUUCAUCCUCAUCUCCAUCUCCACAUUCUGCAUGGAGACGCACGAGGCCUUCAAUACCAUCUACAACAAGACGGAGAACGUGACGGAGGGAAACGUGACGCGCGAGGUGAUCGUCUACGAGGUGGUGACCGACAGCUGGCUUAUGUACGUGGAGGGCAUGUGCGUCAUCUGGUUCACCAUUGAGGUGAUGGCGCGUGUGGUCUUCUGCCCGGACAAGGUCGAGUUCUUCAGGAGCACCCUCAACAUCAUCGACUUCAUUGCCAUCAUGCCCUUCUACCUGGAGGUGGGGCUGAGCGGCCUGUCCUCCAAAGCUGCCAAGGACGUGUUGGGCUUCCUGCGUGUGGUCCGCUUUGUCCGUAUCCUGCGUAUCUUCAAGCUGACCCGCCACUUCGUGGGGCUUCGUGUCCUGGGCCACACGCUCCGCGCUAGCACCAACGAGUUCCUCCUGCUCAUCAUCUUCCUUGCUCUCGGAGUGCUCAUCUUCGCCACCAUGAUCUACUAUGCCGAGCGAAUAGGCGCAGACCCUGAUGACCCUACGGCUGCCAAACACACAAACUUCAAGAACAUCCCAAUUGGCUUCUGGUGGGCUGUGGUCACUAUGACCACUCUGGGCUACGGGGACAUGUACCCCGAGACGUGGUCGGGGAUGCUGGUGGGCGCGCUGUGCGCCCUGUCGGGGGUACUGACCAUCGCCAUGCCUGUGCCUGUCAUCGUCAACAACUUUGGCAUGUACUACUCACUGGCCAUGGCUAAGCAGAAGCUGCCCAAGAAAAAGGGCAAGCACAUCCCCCGGCCCACCAUGCCUGGCUCGCCCAACUACUGCAAGCCCGACGCCCUCGCCAUGGCCACCGCCUCGCCCCAUAGGAUCCUGGGUAAUGUACUCGGCGAGGUGAUCGGGUCCGGAGGCCUUGACUGCCCCCUCGCUCAAGAGGAGAUCAUUGAAAUCAACCGAGGUGAGACAUUUCUAUUUUUAAUCCUCAGCCCCCUAUUUUAAGACACAGACUGCAAGUUAACAAACUGGCUUCGACCUUGAAUCGUAAGAUUGGCAUGAGUUUGUAAACACAACAUGGAGCUUCGCUGAGCAUCUGGGCACACCACCACUGGCCUCCACAAGGUCGUAGAACACAAAUUACCCUGGCAAAAUAUUAUAUUCUUGGCAAAGAGGUUGUCAAACUGUACAGUUUAGCAUCAACAGAUAUCCAUUGAAAUCAAACUUGGGACAGGGAUUUGCACAGUAAGUGGGUGACUCUGGGUUGUAUAAGACUUAGGAAUCAGAAUGUUAUCUGACAGCUAGUUACAGGGACUCAGUAAUCUCAGCAAUAGUACAGUCCUGCAGAUCCAUGGGGUGUGGGUUUAGAGUGCCUCUAUCCCUGAUAGGGAUGGGGGGGGGGGGUGGGCUGAUUCUGAAUCUGCCCUUGAGAGAUAGCUAACCCAUCAGAACUCAUGGGUAAUUUAGGAUCAACUGGCGAGUCCACAUUUUCCGAUAGGCCUCCAUCUGUCUGCGUAGAACAAACACAGUACUUUAAAACCUAAUUUGGAUCUCUUCAUAACAGCCUAAUAUACAUACGUUUGGUUCAAUAGUUUGGUUCAAAUGUCAGACAUUUUUUUUUUGAAAACUCUAGUGUAAUAUUUAGUACGUAAUACAUACAGUAAUUCCUAUAUCAUUUGGCAUGAUUGUGUAUUACCUAUGAACCCAAGAUCCACACAUGACAAUACUGCACAUGUUGUGUAUUUUGUAGCCCUGGAGAAAUCAUCAGUGAGUCUGCAAUUAUAGUAUUUUAUUGCAUCAGCAUCUAUAGUAUCCCACCACUUUCUCGCUAUCUUUCACACUCUCUUUUAUAAGGGUUUUGCUGUAGGUUGUCAGUAAGUUGAUGAGCAGGAACUCAUGUGAGAUAAGAUUUGACAGCUGUGUCUGAGCAUAUAAGCACCAGCCACCCUGCAGCAUCAACUCGCACCCCGAACCACCGCUUACAUUUACAUUUUAGUCAUUUAGCAGACGCUCUUAUCUAGAGCGACUUACAGUUAGUGAGUACAUACAUAUUUGUAUUUAUUUUUCAUACUGGCCCCCCGCGGGAAUCGAACCCACAACUCUGGCGUUGCAAACACCAUGCUCUACCAAUAUCCCUGCCGGCCAUUCCCUCCCCUUACCCUGGACGACGCUGGGCCAAUUGUGCACCGCCCCAUGGGUCUCCCGGUCACGGCCGGCUACGACAGAGCCGGCCGUGAGCUUAAAUCACUACAUCCAGUGUUUAGUUUACCAUGCUGUCUAGCUAAGCCAGGAUGGACAUGAACUUUGACACAUUGGCAAUUAUCAAUUACAUAUCAUAGUAGAGUGUAUAUUUGGGUGUUUUAGAAAACACAGUAGCUUAAGAUGGUAUUUAGCCCUGAGCUCUAGACUACAUAUAGCCACAGGAGAUUGGUGGCACCUUAAUUGUGGAGGACGGUCUCGUGGUAAUUGCUGGAGCGGAAUAGGUGGAAUGGUAUCGAAUACAUCAACAACAUGAUUUCCAUGUUUGAUGCCAACAGUCCCCUGUAGCUCAGUUGGUAGAGCAUGGCGCUUGCAACGCCAGUGUUGUGGGUUCGUUUCCCACGGGGGGCCAGUAUGAAAAUGUAUUCACUCACUAAUUGUAAGUCGUUCUGGAUAAGAGCGUCUGGUAAAAUGCCAUUCCAUUUGCUCCAUUCCAGCCAUUAUUAUGAGCCGUCCUCCCCUCAGCAGCUUCCUGUGCAUUUAGCCUUCAUUUGAAACGACUGCUCUUCAUUAAUGCUAUUUACUUUAUCAUACACAGUGAAAAAUACCAUUUUUGUGAGUCCUAAUAAAAUACUCUAUUGCAUUGUAUUUUUGUUCAGUAGGACACCAUAGUUUGGGAUUAGAUUCGGCCCAUUUUUAAGCUAUUUUACUGAAUCUGUCUCUGUCUCUGAUUAUGUAUCUCAUCUGCAGUAUUCAAUUGUGAUCAGUAGCUUGUAGUAACACCUCCUCCCCCUAUCCCUUUGACUAUUUUCUUACACACUUUUCUCCAGUGAUGGGAGACUGUAUCGGUGGGCCAAGGUGCCAUGCCAAAACCUCAGAUAUAGCAGCCAAUCAAAGCCCCUAAGCUCACAACAGCAAGCUCUCUGAUUGGGUCAAUUGAAUCAUCAAGUAAGCAACUCCUCUCCUCCGGCUAUGUUCCAAUACCCAUACCAACAUACUAUGUAGAGUGAAGCAAUGUAAUGGCCAUGCAUCCUAAGUGGUAUGCUAGUGUGGAUAUGGAAACACAGCCCGGUUUGGCCUCAGUCUCCCAUCACGACCUUCCUCCUCUACUAUCCAGGUACCUCACUUCUCUCCUACCCUCCUAUUCCUUCCUUCUCCUUUACUCUCUCCUUCUCCCUUGCUCUCCUUCCAUCCCCCCUUUCCCCAUCUCUCCUUCUUUUCCAAAAGAUUCCAAGCAGAACGGCGACGCGGCCACUGCGGCCCUGGCGAACGAGGACUGCCCCACCAUUGACCAGGUGCUGAGUCCGGAGCGAGAGGGCGCCAGAGUAACACGGGAACGCUACCAGCAGGACCGUGCUUGCUUCCUGCUCAACACCAGGGAAUUCCGCGCCACAGAUGGGAAUGUGCGGAAAGGUAUGUCGUUCCCGCAGGGGACGGGACUG
Messenger RNA from Coregonus sp. 'balchen', 3812 nucleotides. Lineage: Eukaryota; Metazoa; Chordata; Actinopteri; Salmoniformes; Salmonidae. The record is from the annotation of a GenBank genome assembly.